GAGCAAUGUUACUUUCAGAUUGCCGGACCACCGCCGAACCACCAAAAUAAAGUAUCUUCUGAGAUGAUGUAGGUUGAACUUUGAUGAAACAAUAGUGGAAUAAGAGUGAGAUUUCAAACAUUCAACCCAAAUCUUUGCUUAGAGCCGUCAAACAGGUUAACCCGGUCCGACCCGACCCGCGGCGGGUUAUGAGUUUCACGAGUAGGGGCGGGCCAACCCGUUUAUUGUCGGGCCAGGAUUUCUAUGACCCUAACCCAACCCACCUAACCCACGGAUUAUUGUGGGCCAACCUGCGGGCCAUAAAUGUCAAAACAAAAAACAAUUAAAUAUCUAAAUUAAAAUUCAAACACAAUUGAAAUAAUAAGAUACAUCACUGCCAAUGACAUCAUAACUUUGUAAGUCCAUCUGAAAAUUGUCCAUGAGUUUAAAAGGCAACCUACCAUUACAAAUAUUUAAUGAUUUAAUUCAACUCAAAACAAAAACAUGAUAGCUUUGACCAAACAAUAGUCUUUCGUUUCAAAGUUCAAACUAUCCGCAGAAUUCAACACUCCAUUAAAUCCAUUUGGAGCUAAAUUAUCCAUAUCCAUAGGCCACAUAGAAGAGAGAACACAAAGAGUAGAUAAAUACAAAAUACAUUAGUAUUAGAAGUGAGGAAGGAACUAGAAGUAAAGAAAGGGUAAAAUAGAAGAUAUAAUUGAUUUUCACAAUUUUUUGUUUGGCCAUACGAAUUCUCCCGGACCAAAGAAAAAUGUCUCCUCAUCUCCUUCAGUCUUUCGUGACCUUCCGUCUGUUCGGCUACGGUAUAUUUGUUAUUUGUAUAUUACUUUGUCGAUCAGUGCUAUAUAGAAUUAUAAAUACAUAGAAUAUAUGGAGUAUGUUUUUUGUCUCCAGCCCGCGGGUUGACCCGUAACCCGUACGAGUUGGCCCACUAAACUCGCAACCCGUUAGGGUUGACCCACCAAGCCCGCAAAAUAAUCGGGCCUGAAAAUGACGACCCUAAGCCACUUAUAAGUGGGUUGAGACGGGCCAACCCGCAGACUUCGGCCCGUUUUGACGGCUCUAGACACAACUACCAUAAUACUAGGGUAAUCACAAUAUUAGGGGCAUAAAAAAUUAACACUUUAAAGUGGAAGAGUAUGUACUCUUUAUCACUUCAAUAUAUUCUACUCCAUAUAAUAAACAUACUAGUAUUAGGUUGUCCAAUUUUUGUUAUUCUUACCCCGAUAUACUCAAUUUAUUUAUAAACAAAGAACAAAAAGGAGAGAUAUGGGAAAAAGGAAAAAUAAAUAAAUGAAGGUAAAAAAGAAGGAUAAGGAAAUGAAUAGGAGCAUUCCUCACAGAGGACCCAACCAUUUAAUAUCAUGGGCUAAAUUUACAAAGGCAGAACAAGAAUGCUCAAGUCAGACCAAUAAUGAGAUCUCUAUAAGAGUUCAGAUAUUGCAGAGCCACCUUUAAUUUUCAAUUAUUCGAAGAAGAAAAAAACCCAAAGCUUUCUCUAUCAAACACAUGGACCACUGUCCCCUACUCCCCUCCCAUCUCCUUCCAGCCCUUCUCAUCUUCUCCAUCCAUCCUCUUAUUAUCCUCUCAAUCCUGCUUCUACCUAGCUAGCAUAUACCUAAUAAUCUUCUUUAUUGCAUCACAUUAUUACCCUCAUCAAAAACACCUUUCAUUCCACUUGUUUUUUCCUCCAAAAUCUAUCUUAUGGUUUUCAUACAAUACAUGAAAACCAAAUUAAACCCUUUUUGUGCUUAUAUAUAUAACUAAUUACUGCCUUAUUAUAGACAAGUACAUUGAGUUAACUACGGUUUAAUUCGAUCAUUAAGAUGAGUCAGUGUGUUCCCAGUUGGGAGGUUGAAGAUACUAACCAGCCUCCUCUCGACAUCAAUGCGCUUGCUGAUUCUUUAUGCACCGACGUUCCCUCAUUGGACUACGAAGUGGCGGAGUUGACGUGGGAAAAUGGGCAGUUAGCUAUGCAUGGGUUAGGCGCUCCGCGGCCGAGCAAAUUACUGGCCGCAGAGGUAAAGGACACGUGGGAAAAGCCACGUGCCGGUGGCACGCUGGAGGCCAUUGUCAGCCAAGCCACCAGCAUGCCACGCCGAAAGCGUGUUGGCAUUGAUGGAGUCGGAGGAUUCAUCGGCGAGGAGCUCGUCCCGUGGUUCGACCCACACACCCAACAACUCGUCGCCGGCUCUCCCAAGAAAAGCGCCGGAGCCUCCGCCGCCACCAUUACAAUGGACGCCAUGGUACCUUGCGCCAAAGCUACGUCGACGCCCGGUGCCAGGUGGACCGGGCACGACCGAGAGCCAUCCGCCGCCGCCCUCUUGCCGGGGAUCCCAGGAUUCUCCGGUCACGUCGGAUCGUGCAGCGGCGUGCUCCCCUCACGUGUAGGCGGCGGCGGUGCCGCUCAGGAUUGGAGCAACAACAAGGGUGAGAUGAGUGUGAGCGGGAGCGCGACAUACAUGAGGGAUAGCCGGCAGGUGACCAUGACGGAUACCGGCGGCGAUAGAGAUCUUUGCACGGAGGGGUUCACUUCCACGUCCAUGCCGUCGCAGGGAAACACCAGCUCAGAGAAACAGUGCACUAUGAAGUCAAAUGACGAUAAUGAUAAUUCAGUUUGUCACAGCAGAUCUCAGAGGGAUAUUGACAUGGAUGAUAAAAAAGUAAAUGGAAAAUCCUCAGUUUCAACAAAAAGGAGCAGGGCUGCUGCUACUCACAACCAGUCUGAAAGGAAAAGAAGAGACAAAAUUAAUCAACGGAUGAAGACAUUGCAGAAGUUGGUUCCAAAUUCGAGUAAGACGGAUAAGGCGUCCAUGCUUGAUGAAGUGAUAGAAUACCUAAAGCAGCUCCAAUCACACAUCCAGAUGAUGAGUAGGAUGAACAUGUCGCCGGCCGCCAUGAUGUUCCCGUUGGCGAUGCAACAACAGCUGCAGAUGUCCAUGAUGGCGCCGGCUGCGGCGGCGAUGGGAAUGAACAUGGGCAUGGGGAUGGCGGGAAUGAUGGACAUGAACAACGUCGCCGGCCGCUCCAACAUGGCCGCCGCCAUGCCCCAGCUCCUCAACCCUGCAACGGCUGCUGGCGCAGCUGCUGCUUUCCUGCCGAUGGCCGCCGCUUGGUGGGAGAACUCUGCCGCGGACCGCAUGCCGGCCGCUCCCGCAACCGUAAUGCCGGACCCUUUAGCCGCGGCAUUUCUUGCUUGCCAAUCACAGCCAAUGCAAGCGGAUGCUUAUAGUAGGAUGGCAGCUAUGUACCAACAGUUUCAACAAGCUUCUGGUGGUCAAAAGAACUGAGCUUUUUUGUUAUUUAUUUUUAAAUUUGAACCUUUUCUACUUCUUGACUUGGUUAAGUUGAAGAUGAUCGGUGUGAUUAAAGGAUGCAAUAUGUGAAUUGUGUAGGCUGGAAAUCUCUGUAUGUAUGUGCAUCUGCUCUAACCACUUCAUCAAGAUUCUUUCAUUCAAUAUAUAUUGAGUUCAAUAAUGCAUAUAUUUUAAUUAAACAAAGAGGUUGUAUAUAAAUAUUUUGUGAUAUAACUAAUACAUACGGAGUAAUACUUUAAUUUAUGUACCAAUAAAUUAAUUACAUCAGAUCGAUUAUAUUUGGAUGUCCUCCUAUAAUUGUUCUAUUUUUCCAUUUUUGGAUGGGAUGUCCUC
Messenger RNA from Cuscuta europaea, 3647 nucleotides. The record is from the annotation of a GenBank genome assembly. Lineage: Eukaryota; Viridiplantae; Streptophyta; Magnoliopsida; Solanales; Convolvulaceae.